This is a messenger RNA of Prunus avium (sweet cherry), 1461 nucleotides long. RefSeq names its product Kelch repeat-containing F-box family protein. Gene Ontology annotation, biological process: proteasome-mediated ubiquitin-dependent protein catabolic process. Gene Ontology annotation, molecular function: protein binding. Gene Ontology annotation, cellular component: cytosol; nucleus. Lineage: Eukaryota; Viridiplantae; Streptophyta; Magnoliopsida; Rosales; Rosaceae. The record is from RefSeq and is a predicted model, not a curated record.
CCAGUAGUGCAGCCUCCACAUUCCAUAUCUGUUGGGCCCGCCUCUCCUAUAUAAUGCAGCCCCCUCUCCCGCAAACAUUUGCCACUCAAACUCAUCUCUCUCUUCUUUCUCUCUCUGGAAUUAGAGAUGGCCGAGGUUCAGACUCAGACCACCAAGUCCAAGGUCAAAGAAGAUCAACAAGAAGCUCCACUCUACGGAGACAUCCUAGAAUCCAUCCUCUCUCACGUCCCUCUCCUCCACCUCGUCCCCGCCUGCCACGUGUCGAAGUCCUGGAGCCACGCCGUCUCUUCCUCCCUCCGCCACUUCCACAGAAACAUCAAGCCCUGGCUCAUUGUCCUCACUCAGACCACCAGGUACCCCUACGUCACCUCCGCACGCGCCUACGACCCCGCCUCGCACGUGUGGAUCGACAUUCAUCCGCAGCCGUCCGAUAUCCCGUCCAUCCCCAUCCUCCGAUCCUCGCACUCCACGCUAAUAUACAUGCUCUCCCCCUCCAAGUUUGCUUUCUCAACCGACCCCCUCCACCACACGUGGCACAACGCGGCCGCCCCGCUAGUCUGGCGAACCGACCCGAUUGUUGCGCUGGUGGGCCACCGGAUCAUCGUCGCUGGCGGCACGUGCGAUUACGAGGACGACCCCCUCGCGGUGGAAAUGUACGACGUGACGACCCGCACGUGGGACACGUGCAACUCCAUGCCCGCUAUUCUCAAAGACUCCGCGGCCUCCACGUGGCUCUCGGUCGCCGUCGACGACAGCAAAAUGUACGUGACGGAGAAAAUCUCCGGCGUAACCUACUCGUUUGAUCCGAAUCCCAAGGCAUGGUUUGGACCGUACGAUCUGCGCCCCGACGGAAGCGUAUUUAGCUCGGUGAUCGGAUUCGGAAACGGCCGUUUGAUUUUGGUGGGCGCGGUGGGAAAUGCGGAGAAUUUGAUGGGCGUGAAAGUGUGGGAAGUGAAGGGAGCGUCGCUUGAGCGCAAGGAGAUGAUCGGGGAGAUGCCAGCGGAGAUGGCGGAGAAGCUGAAGGGGGAGAGCGGUUGGGUGACGUCGAUCGGGAUGAGUUGCAUGGGAAAUUCGGUGUGCUUGCAUAACCCGGCGGAACCGGCGGAGAUGAUCCUCUGCGAGCUCGAGGGCGUAGGGUGCAGGUGGAGGAGCGUACAUAACGACGUCGUGAACGACGGGAGCCGAAUGCAGAGGUUGGUGGUGACGUGUUCGAAUGUGGGUUUGCCGGAUUUGCUUAAAGCCGUACAAGUUGGAGCACUGAGAAUCGUGUGAAAAGUGGCGGCAUCACUCAUCUUUGUCUAAUUGGUGGAGAAAUGAAUCCUACUUUAAUUUUAUUUUAUGAAAAUUUGUCCCCAUUAAACUAUGUAUUGUCGCAAAAUUAAUCCUACUUUAAUAAUGUACCGUUUAAUUUCCGCAAUGGUAAUCAUUGGAUUAUUAAUACCGGCUGAUCAACUCUCCUAA